CAAUCGCCCAGGCAGCAUAUCAUCGCAUUCAGUCCCAAGAGCCCAGGAUUCGCCCUCGCGAUCGGUCCCAGCAACGCAUACCACACCAUCUCGACACACUCGCAGCACACCCGCAGUACACUCGCAGACAUGGACCCGGAAAUCACACCGCGCAUCAGCUCCUCGGCCGUGAGCUCCUAUGCGGGGCGGGUCGUCUUGAUCGCCGGCAACAUCACAUCCCUCAACGUUGAGAGCAAUUUCAUAGAGAUCAAGUGCUCUGACGGCGGAAGCAUCCAAGUCGACAUCGGCAUGACUGCGCUGCCUGCACUCGAGCAGAAUGCCAUCGUCGAGGCCGUGGUUAGUAUCGGAAGCGACAUGCAUAUGACACUACAGACGAUCACUCUCUUCCCGGAUGCCCCUGUGGACUGGAACGUUUUUAAUGAGGCCGUCGCUCUGACUCAUCGCUUCCCGGAUAUCUUUGGCUGAGCACGCUGAGCACGCUCGAUCGCUCUCGAUCGCUCUCGAUGUUGCCAGCCCCAUGUCAGCCUCCCUUUGCUUCGAACUUCAUUUGAUUUGCAAGCCGCUACACACCCAUGUCGUCAGCAGGACCUCUCCGCACCAACCAUUCAACCAUGGCCGGGCAGUCGGCUCUCAAUGGCUGUGACGACAGCCAAGUGCUUGAUGGCUGUGGGCGUCACCAUGGAAUCAUUGUAUUUUGGAGAACAACCGAGCCCACAAUACAACAUGCAGCGUUCUCUGU
Messenger RNA from Polychytrium aggregatum, 739 nucleotides. RefSeq lists its product as uncharacterized. The record is from RefSeq and is a predicted model, not a curated record. Lineage: Eukaryota; Fungi; Chytridiomycota; Chytridiomycetes; Polychytriales. Gene Ontology annotation, molecular function: damaged DNA binding; single-stranded DNA binding. Gene Ontology annotation, biological process: mismatch repair; DNA replication; base-excision repair. Gene Ontology annotation, cellular component: DNA replication factor A complex; site of double-strand break; nucleus. The coding region runs from base 130 to 465 and encodes 111 amino acids. The transcript has 4 exons.